Messenger RNA from Rhipicephalus sanguineus (brown dog tick), 2491 nucleotides. RefSeq names its product cytochrome P450 4V2. The coding region runs from base 238 to 1920 and encodes 560 amino acids. The transcript is spliced from 11 exons. Gene Ontology annotation, molecular function: heme binding; oxidoreductase activity, acting on paired donors, with incorporation or reduction of molecular oxygen; monooxygenase activity. The record is from RefSeq and is a predicted model, not a curated record. NCBI's taxonomy places the organism in Eukaryota, Metazoa, Arthropoda, Arachnida, Ixodida, Ixodidae.
UUCCCACCCGUGGAUCAGAGUCGUUUGUCACACAGCUAUGUGAACAGUUGUGCCUUCAGGACACAGUGACCAUCUUCUGUGCGCGACAGAGUUGAUUUUAGCAGUUUACAGCAGCCACGACGGAAAUAGUGAAGCGCCUUUGAUAAGAGUGGCGGGUGGUUUUCUCGGCAGUCAUCGAAGCUCUCCAUCGCUAAGCGCCUUGCUGUUUUUUUUGUCUGCCUCGCUCAAGUGUCCACGAUGUACAGAAGCUUCAUUGCCGGUUAUGCAUCCGCUCGUGAGAAGUUUCACCACCUGAGUGAGACAGCUGCGUGGCUAGUACUGUCCUACCUAGCCUGGGCGCUCGUCGUUCGACCCACAGUUGUGUGGUUCCGAAAGUGGAGUGCGCUGAGGCAACUGCCUGGACCCUCGGACAGAAUUCCUUUCUGGUAUUCAAUUCGCACCUAUUGGGAAAAGAGCCGAUCGAAUUCUGUCAAGGAUGCUACGUGCGUGUUCUUUCAGCUUAUUUGCGACGUGUGUCGACAGUACAGAGGAACGACCUUCAAAGCCUACCUCGGGAUGACACCGGUUGUAGUGCUGCACACUCCAGACGCCGUGCAGACUCUCUUGACGAGCAAGACGAACCUACGCAAACCUGUCGUGUACAACUUCCUUGCGACGUGGCUGGGAGAGCACAGUACGCUAACGUCCGUCGGCGACAUGUGGCGGUUCAAGCGGCGCCUGCUGACUCCGGCGUUCCACUUUAAAGUACUGGAUAGCUACAUCAGCGCAUUCAACUACAACGCCACGCUACUUGUGGAGCGUGUGGACAGGCUGAACGCAAAGCACCCGAACGAGCCCAUACCGGCCUUCCGCCUUUCCCAAAACUGCGCCCUGGAUGUGAUUACUAAAGUCUGCAUGGGAGUCGACUUGGGUUCGCAAUUGGACACAACGGAGCCGAUAUUCGCCAAUCAUUUUAACAUGUUGAUGUUCUUGAUUGGCGUGCGCAUCUUUCGUCCCUGGAUGUGGCCCGACUUCUGGUACGCGAGGACAAGCGAGGGUCGACUCUACUAUAAAUCUAUUCGGGAGAUGGAGAAAUACACACUAGAGGUGCUAGAGCGGCGCAAAGGCAAGCUGCAACAGAUCGCCAAAGAGAUGGAAAGCAUGCCGGGUGACUGUGGCGAAGGAGAUGACCAAGUGCAGGACUCUGUCGUUGUUGACCGAUUUCUGAGGACCCACCUGCGAGACAGCCGGUACAGCAUCUACGACGUCAAGAAGGAUAUCGAUUCCUUGCUGUUCGCGGGCACCGACACUACUACAUCAGCAGUUGGCUGGGCUUUCUAUAUGUUAGGACUGCAUCCUAAGGUGUUGGCAAAGGUCCACGAGGAGCUUGACGAUAUUUUCUGCGGGGACAACGAGAGGGACAUCACUGGAGAGGACCUCAAGCGGCUGAAGUACCUGGACAUCUGCUUCAAGGAAUCACUCCGACUUUUCCCGUCUGUUCCAAUCAUCGGAAGAGUAUUGGACGAAGAGAUGGAAGUAGAUGGAUACAAGAUUCCAAAGGGAGUCACCUGUUUCGUCAACAUAUACAGCCUCCAUCGCAAUCCCGAGUACUUCAAGGACCCGGAACUCUUCAUACCGGAGCGUUUCUUGACGCCAGAAGUCCGGAAUCGCCAUCCGUUCAGCUACAUACCGUUCUCGGGGGGCCCCAAAAACUGUCUAGGUCAGCGCUUCGCGCUGAUGGAGGCCAAGACGAUUAUGGCCAAGCUCCUUCGCAAGUACACGCUCGAGUCAACAAGGCCCGUAAGUGAACUGAGGAUCACGUACGAAGUUAUUCUCAAGGCCAGAGGAGGACUGCGCAUAUUUUUCCGAAAUAGAAGUCACGUCGAACGUGCGGCCAAACUCGCCGAUUUCGAAGACAGGGAAACAAACUACGGACUGUGAACAGCACUCUUUUUUUGUUUUUACAGUGACGGUGCUCACAUGUACAUAUUUGAACUAUAACUGGCGAAGACGUGGCGAAGCGUGUGUGCUGUAUGAUGUGUGUUGUGUGUCGUGUGUAUGCUACGUGUGCGUUCCUGGCGCAAUAGCUUUACUUCUUCUGAAACGAAUGAAGAAGAAAAGCUUCCCUGAAUAAACCGGUCUGGUGUGGCCGGGGACCUCACGUACUUUAUUUCACUAUGCUUUGAGUGGAUUGAAUGAACUGUCCUGUUUUCUUUUCUUUUUUUUCUUUUGCGACAAGUGCGCGAAACACUUGUGAUGUACGCUCUGUGAUAAAGUGCAAUAAAAUAUUGCUUCACUAAAAGUGACUCACGAAUGCUGUAAUGGUAUCGGUGGUGGUUGUUAUGGUCUGGGCCCACCCCAUACGGGGUUGGCGCGGCCGUUUCGUCACACAAAGUGCAUUGCAACGUGUUUGUGAAGUUGCUGUUUGACUAAAAAUAAUCUGAAUGGAAUCACCUUCCUGCCUCGAUCGCCAGCAACCCUGAUGAUGCGUCAUUCAAGAUUGCCAUUUUAA